Molecule: messenger RNA, 1746 nt
Organism: Striga asiatica
Lineage: Eukaryota; Viridiplantae; Streptophyta; Magnoliopsida; Lamiales; Orobanchaceae
Source: the annotation of a GenBank genome assembly
AUGGCACACAUCUCCCUUCUCACUCCCUUCUUCUUCUUCUUCUUCUUUCUCUUCUCCACACUCCCACCACUCUCACUCUCCAAACCCGACACCAGAGCCACUCUCUCUCUCCUCAUGACCAUAAAAUCCUCCUUAGACCCUCUGAACCAGGUUCUUACAUCAUGGCACCACCGAGCUCAGCCAUGCAGCACCGCCGGCUUCGAAGGGGUAGCCUGCGACGGCGGUGGCUACGUUGUCAACAUCUCGCUGCAGGGAAAGGGGCUUUCCGGCGAGAUACCGCCGGAGAUCGGCCGCCUCAGAGGCUUGACCGGCUUGUACCUGCAUUUCAACAAGCUUCAGGGGGUUGUACCCAAGGAGAUUGCGAAUCUCACCGACCUCACCGAUUUGUACCUUGACGUUAACGAUCUUUCCGGUCAAAUACCCCCUGAAAUUGGUCAAAUGCCCAAUCUUCAAGCUCUGCAGAGGCUGAACGAAGGCUUCCAGUUCACAAACAACACGGGAUUAUGCGGAACCGCAUUUGCUUCCCUUCAAAACUGCACUCUCUCUAAUCAAGACACGACCAAACCCGAACCAUCCGGGCCUUACCUGGCCCGUAUGCCCUCUAAACAAAUUCCCGAGUCGGCGAACAUACCAAACCCUCUCAACCGGGCCAAGAAGCCCAAAUUAGGGCCCACAUCAGUACACUUAAUAUCCGGCCUAAUUAUACUUCUCAUCCUCACCGGGCUUUUCUCAUUUCUAUACCACCGCCGUUUGAAGCAAAAAGUCGGGUGCUCAUCCGAAACCGGCGUCAAUCGGCCGAGCGUAGACAAAAACGUGCAUAAGACAAAAGCUAGCCGAAGCUCGUCCCCUCUCGCGGGCCUCGAUUGCUCGAGUGGGUGGGAUUUGGUGGCCAAAAGGGAAGACCCGAGCACUUUCUCUCAGGAGGUUCUCGAGAGCUAUAUGUAUAACUUGGAUGAGGUUGAACGGGCCACGAGCCACUUCUCGGACGUGAACUUGUUGGGAAAGAGCGGAUUUUCGGCGGUUUAUAAAGGGAUUAUGAGGGAUGGUAGUUUGGUUGCGGUCAAGUGCAUCUCGAGGGUCAGUUGCAAUAGUGACGAGGACGAGUUUUUUAAGGGUUUGAAGGUUUUGACGUCUUUAAGACACGAGAAUCUCGUGAGGUUGAGAGGGUUUUGUUGUUCGAGAGGCAGGGGUGAGUGUUUUCUUUUGUAUGAGUUUGUUCCCAAUGGAAAUUUGUUGCAGUAUCUCGACUUGAAGGAUGGUAGUAGGAGAAGAUAUUUGCAUGGGAACAAGCACGGAAAACCCACAUUGCUCCACAGGAACAUAUCGGCUGAGAAGAUACUAAUCGAUCAACAAUACAAACCUCACCUUUCGGAUUCGGGCAUUCACAAGCUGCUGGCAGAUGACAUUAUCUACUCGGCACUCAAGUCGAGUGCUGCCAUGGGUUAUCUGGCUCCAGAGUACACAAGCACUGGCAAAUUCACGGAAAAAAGUGACGUAUACGCGUUUGGGAUGAUCGUAUUCCAAAUCCUGUCGGGCAAAAGUCGAGUCACGCAGCUAAACUGCCACGCGGCAGAGAUUUCGAGAUUCCAAGAUUUUAUCGACUCGAAUCUUGGCGGGAAGUUUGAAGAGUCUGAGGCGGCUAGGCUGGGCGAGGUUGCUCUUUCGUGCACGCACGAAAAUCCGGAUCAGAGACCGGAUAUCAGGGCAUUAAUGGGGGAACUGAAUGAUAUCUGUUCAGAUUCUUGA